Clupea harengus (Atlantic herring) is the source of this 2448-nucleotide messenger RNA. RefSeq names its product cytochrome P450 family 2 subfamily R member 1 (gene cyp2r1). Gene Ontology annotation, cellular component: intracellular membrane-bounded organelle; cytoplasm. Gene Ontology annotation, biological process: xenobiotic metabolic process. Lineage: Eukaryota; Metazoa; Chordata; Actinopteri; Clupeiformes; Clupeidae. The record is from RefSeq and is a predicted model, not a curated record. Gene Ontology annotation, molecular function: heme binding; iron ion binding; oxidoreductase activity, acting on paired donors, with incorporation or reduction of molecular oxygen, reduced flavin or flavoprotein as one donor, and incorporation of one atom of oxygen.
AUGGUCUGCUAUUUUCUGUCUAUUUCCCAGAUAUUCAGCCUAGAUCUUGGUGGCAUCUCAACGGUAGUCUUAAACGGCUAUGAUGCCAUGAAAGAAUGUCUGGCGCAUCAGAGCGAAGUGUUUGCAGAUCGACCUUCUCUGCCUUUAUUUCAGAAAAUGACCAAAAUGGGAGGACUCCUCAACAGCAAGUAUGGUCGAGGUUGGAUCGAGCACCGCAAGUUGGCUGUCAACAGCUUCCGCUACUUUGGCAGUGGCCAGAAGCUGUUUGAAAGAAAGAUUGCUGAGGAGUGCAUGUUCUUCCUGGACGCCAUCGACGAACAGAAGGGCAGGCCCUUAAACCCUAAACAUCUGGUGACCAACGCUGUGUCCAACAUCACCAACCUCAUCAUCUUCGGCGAGCGCUUCACAUACGACGACAGGGACUUUCAGCACAUGAUCGAGAUCUUCAGCGAGAACGUGGAGCUCGCCGCCAGUGGCUGGGCCUUCCUCUACAACGCCUUCCCCUGGAUCGGGUACCUGCCCUUUGGCAAGCACCAGAAGCUCUUCCAGAAUGCAGCGGAGGUCUACACCUUCCUCCUGAGGUUAAUUGAGCGUUUCGCCCAGGGAAGAGUGCAGCAGUCACCCCGCCACUACAUCGACGCCUAUCUGGAUGAGAUAGAGCAGAGUGCAAACGACAAGAGCACCUCAUACACCCAAGAGAACCUGAUCUUUUCAGUGGGGGAGCUCAUCAUUGCAGGCACAGAGACCACGACCAACGCUCUGCGCUGGGCCAUGCUCUACAUGGCCCUUUACCCCAGCAUUCAAGAGAGAGUUCAUAAGGAGAUCGACAGCGUUGUGGUGAACGGCCAUCCUCCCACCUUAGACGACAAACAGAGGAUGCCUUAUGUGGAGGCCGUGUUGCACGAAGUCCUCCGCUUCUGCAACAUCGUGCCCCUGGGCAUCUUCCGCGCCACAACUCAAGAUGCCUUCGUGAAUGGGUACACCAUCCCCAAGGGCACCACGGUCAUCACUAACCUGUACUCUGUGCACUUUGACGAGAAGUACUGGGGAGAUCCGGGCACCUUCUCACCAGAAAGGUUCCUGGAUAGCAAUGGCAACUUCAUCAGGAAGGAGGCAUUUCUCCCCUUCUCAUUAGGACGACGGCACUGCCUGGGCGAGCAGCUUGCCAGGAUGGAGAUGUUUCUGUUCUUCACCACCCUGCUCCAGAGGUUCCACCUGCAGUUUCCUCAGGGAUUUGUCCCCAGCCUCACCCCUAAACUGGGCAUGACUCUCCAGCCUCUCCCCUAUUCCAUAUGCGCUGUCCGGAGACAGCCAUAAACCUUCAGCCAUAAAAGACUGUAGUGCUUUCACCUCAGGGGAUCUUACUUGGAAAACUCGAACCUGUAUAAUGUUUUACACAGGGGGGUUUUGACCUCUCCUCUGUCUGCCAUUGAAUUUCUCAUUCUGAGAAACUACCCUCUGAACUGUUUCAGAGAAGUAUGCCGUAGCUGUACUUGACUUGAUGAUAGCUUUUUUUGUAUCAGGCAGUUGGGCAAUGUAGCAAGUUGCAUAAAGCACAUUGUAAUAAUAUUUGCACAUUAUCUGUGGUAUAAAGUGUUUGGUGCCUCAAGGCAACAAACAUGUGACAGGGUUAGAGAGGAGUUAUGGUGUCAAUUAUUGACAAGAGUUUACCUUUAUGCUUUACAGACCUUAUUUUUUCCCUGCAUUCCUCGAAAUGAGAACAUAGGGUUCUGCCUUUUCUUUCUACAGCUGGGCCAGCUGUCUUUUCCCAGAAAGUUUUGUACAGGCUGUAUGCCGUCUGCUGGUCUGGUGCCAUAUAUCAGAGCUGAACCAACAGCAGCAAACCCCAAAGGAUCAUUUGCUCUUUGCAUUUAUACUUGAUUAUUAAAACUGAAGGUGCUAUGGACUUUUGACUGUUAUAUAGCUUGAAUGGUACAGACUUGAUCAUUUGUUACUUUAGAAAAAGCAUUUCUGCUCAUUGGUUGUCAAACUCUGUAUUGCACAUUAUAUAUUUUUUUUAAAUAGAAUGCUUUCUUUACUUAUUUUAGCAACAGCUUUUGUGUACUUUUUGUGUACAAAAACACCACAAUAAAUGAAUGGAUAUCUUUCAUGUGAUGCAAGUCAGCAGUGUUUUUAACAAAGGCUUCCCAUGUGUUGAAAGUUGAGACGGCAGUCACAGAUGUCUCCUCAGAUGCCCUUAAGUUUUGGCCUCUGGACCACGCAAGCUGGAUUGAAUUAAUGAGUAAUGAGUUACAGUGCGUUUCCCCAUAACAGAGCGCGCCCAGAUUCACACAAGAAUCUCUCUCGGGGGGCUGUUAGCAGAAAUCGUUUGUCAAUAAAUGGCUGCGAUUCAUAAAAAAAGCCCAGCGUGACUACACUUUCUCAGUCACCUUUUUCCUGUAAGUGCACUGUGUGACAAGCGGAAAUGAAACACACAACUUGAUUGAC